This is a messenger RNA of Parnassius mnemosyne (clouded apollo), 3500 nucleotides long. NCBI's taxonomy places the organism in Eukaryota, Metazoa, Arthropoda, Insecta, Lepidoptera, Papilionidae. The record is from the annotation of a GenBank genome assembly.
GCUGUACUAAUUAAGUUUAUGUUUGUGCUACGUAUGUGUUUAUCUAUAUUACAAUUUUAUUAAUCUAUUUCAAUUAAAGUUAUCAUCAAAUAGAUCGUUAUCGCAGCGAAUGCGGAACGAUCUAAUUUACGUCUAUCAGUCAGUGGCAUCGGAGUGAAGAUGCUGUCGCGAUGCGUGGUGUCGCAAGUGAAGCACAACUCGUACUUUCUGGUGGGGUUAGCGCUGGGUCUGUGGCUGGCGCUGGCGACGGUGCCGCUGGAGGAGGAGAGCGCUGAAUGUGUAGCGGCGGCAGGUGCGGUGGUGGCGGACGAGUGGGAGCCGGUGCGCGAGCAGCGCGAGAUGGGCGCGGCGGGUGCAGCGGGACGCAGCGUGCAGCGGCCGCGCUACUACAGCACGGAGCUGGGCAUGCGCGCCGGGCUACUGGCGGGCGCGCUCACGUCGGAGGACGCGCUGGGAGGGCGCGCUGCGGCGCUCAACCGCACGGCGGCGCGUUUGCUGCCCGCGCUACGCUUCUUUAUCACAGCCAGCGCGCUGCGUUCCGCCCCCGCCGGCGCCAACGUCGUCGGCUUCACCGACACCAGGGAGAUGCUCAAGCCCUUCCAUGCACUCAAAUACCUCGCCGACAACUAUCUGGAGGAAUAUGAUUUUUUCUUCCUUGUCACUGAUACUACAUUUGUGAAUGCCCAACGGCUCACAGAACUCGUAUCCCGCCUCAGUGUCAGUCAGGAUGUUUAUAUGGGCACCGUAGCCGAGGAUGACACACAGUACUGUUCUUUAGAGAGUGGCAUCCUGCUGUCUAACUCAGUGCUGCGAGCGGUACACGGCGCGCUGGACUGGUGCGUGCGCAACUCCUACUCGCCGCAUCACCACGAGAACAUCGGCCGCUGCGUGCUGCACGCCGCGCACAUCACCUGCACCUCAUUCCUGCAGGGCGAGCGUUACUUAUCGUGGCGGCUGACGGGCGAGAUGGAGCCGCAGCCAGCGCUGGCUGAUGCGGUCACCGCGCACCCCGUGCACGCGCCAGAACAUCUCUACCAGCUGCACGCCUAUGUUUCCAGGGUGCUUCUGCAGCGCGCGCAGGAGCAGGUGUCGCAGCUGCGGGUCGCUGCGGCGCUGAGCGCGCGCCGACACCCGCGCGGCUUCCGCAACGCCAGCUGGCCGGCCGGACUGCGCGCCACGCCCGGCCUGGCCGCACCGCCGCCCGCCACCAGGUUCGAUCACCUGCGCUGGACCACGUUCAACGCGACGCACGCGCUCAUGCCGGACGACCACCGCACCGCCGCCCCACUCACCGGCGCUACGAAGGCUGCAAUCGACCUGGUGCUGGAAGAGAGCGGCGCGUGGGCGCGGCGGCGCUGGGCAAGUUCGCGCGUGCGCCUGCUGGAGGGCGCCUGGUGCUGGCAGCCGCCGCACGCGCUGCGCUACCGCCUGCUGCUGCACCUGCAGCCCGACACGCAGGAUGGUAGUGGGAGCGGCGGAGGUGCGGUGCGGCAGGUGGAGGUGGCGCGCGUGCUGGGCGGCGCGCGCCUAGCGCCGGCGCGCUACGUGACGGAGAGCGCGCGCGUGCGCGUGCUGCUGGCGCUGCGUGCGCGCCACGUGCGCGACGCGCGCGCGCUGCUGCGCCGCCUCGACGCCUGCCUGCGCGCCGACCGCAACGCCGCGCUGCUGCUGCUGCUGGUGGUGGCGUCGCGAAACGAGAGCGUCGUGUUCCAGCCGGUGCGCGACGCCGUGCGCGACCUUGCCGCCAAACACCGCGGCGCGGACCUCGAACUGAUGGAGACCGAGCUGGAGGAGGGGGAGAGUGCGGAGGAGGGAACAGCGGAGAGCGAGGAGGAGGAGCUAGCGGUUGCCCAGCGGCUGGCGCUGCGCGUGGCACUGCCGCGGCUGUCUCAAGACCAGCUCGUGCUGCUGGCGGUACCGCACAUGGACUUCAAUCAGGACUUCCUCAACAGGGUGCGCAUGAACACGAUCGCGGGCGAGCAGUGGUUCCUGCCGGUGGCGUUCGCGCGCUACGCGCAGUUCCUGCACCCGCGCUUCGUGGACGCGGCCGGCGCGCGCCCGCAGCAGGGCACCGGCCGCUUCAACGCGCGCCACCGCCACGUCGUCGCCUUCUACCGCGCGGACUACGACGCCGCUCUGGAGCUGUGGCGCAAGACGCGCAGCGCGGAGCCAUCGGACGCUGCGGCCGUGCUGGCGCGCGGGCCGCUGCGCGUGCUGCGCGCGCCCGAGCCCGCGCUGCUGCUGGCGCCGCGCGCAGCGCCCUGUGCUGCGGACAGCGCUGCAGCUGCUGCAGCCUGCCUGGGCCGCGCGCGUGACGCCGGGCUGCAGCAGCUGGACCUGGGCGCGCGCCACGCGCUUGCCAAGCUGCUGCUCGAGACGCAAGCACAGCUGUACUGACACCACGCACGCACUUAUACAUACCCAUUCUAAACCGAUUACAACGCACACACGCACACUACUCGUACAUAUAAAUACGCAUUCUUUCAACUGCACGUGCUGAGUCGACACGCUUCAAUAAAUUAUCAUUUACACUCACUCACACACGCACGCGCACACACGUACACUACUCACACGUAUACAUAGGCAUUCCAAACCGAUUACAACUUCACGUACCGUGUUAACACGCUUCAAUAAAUUAUCAUUUGGACUAUACUCGUAUACUUUUAAUAGUAGCCCCAUACUCUGAAGUUAAUUGAUGAAAUAAAUGUCAUUCUUCGCAGGUACAAGGGAUAUGAAUAAAACAUUUCAUAAAUUCUUGAAUAUAAUUACUAAAUGUAUUAUUAACAAAUUUUAAAAAGACACAUACGUUGAUAAAAUACGCGAUAGGAACGGAAAGCGUUUCUCGAUUUCUAUCGGCGUUCGCACAUAUAUGGCUUAGCCAUUCCAAAUUUAUUAGACAUUUCAGGCACCUCCGUGAGGAAUUAAAAAGAUAUAAUUAAACGCAAUAAUCGUACAUUUAGUUUUAUUAUAUUAUAAUUUCUUCAAAUAUUAUAAGACAUUUUAUUCAUCACGACAUACAAACACACAAAGCAAAUUCUAUUAUACCCACAUAUUCUCAAAUAUUUUUCCUGUUUCCUUACAAAAUCAACACAAUUCAGUCACCUAACAUUCACUCAGUACUUUUACUGUAACAAUUAAGUGCUUUCACUAACCUUAAAAUGAAUUUACUUCAACAAUACAAACAAAAGCACAAAAUGCCACUUUUAACUUUAAUAUUAAUAUUAAACUUCAUGAAAUCCCAAUUAAAAAUAAAAACUACAAUUCCUUACUAUGUCAUGACUAUCUUCACUUUACUAUCUUCAUAUAUCUUCACAACUUCAUUUACUAAUAUUGCCACUGCCACAAGUUUUACUAUUUUGCGCAUACAUACAAUUUUAAGUAGUUUGACAGCUAUGACGUCACAAAAUGGAAACUAGUUAGUCCCUUUGUUAUUAUAAACGUUUGUUACAACCUACUAUAUAAUAGAACAAAAUGAAAUGUAUACAAAUAAACUUUUUAGG